Poecile atricapillus (Black-capped chickadee) is the source of this 1488-nucleotide messenger RNA. RefSeq names its product U4/U6 small nuclear ribonucleoprotein Prp31-like. The record is from RefSeq and is a predicted model, not a curated record. Gene Ontology annotation, biological process: spliceosomal tri-snRNP complex assembly; mRNA splicing, via spliceosome. Gene Ontology annotation, cellular component: precatalytic spliceosome; U4 snRNP; U4/U6 x U5 tri-snRNP complex. Lineage: Eukaryota; Metazoa; Chordata; Aves; Passeriformes; Paridae.
AUGUCACUGGCAGACCUGGAGGAGGUGGCAGGGGAGGAGGAUGAAGCCGAAGGCUCCAAAGGAGCAGGGGAGCUCUUGAUUGAGGAUGUGAGGGAGGAGCUGGAGGCCAUGGAGUCUGUGCAGAGCACUGCCAAGCUCUGGGGGUCCAAGGCUUUUGCUGAGAUCACGCAGAAAAUUGAGGAAUACAUUGGGGAACAGCCCAGGGCAGCUGAAGUUUUGGGACCAGUGCAGGCGUCCCCCAAGUACCAGCUGAUCAUGGAUGCAAACAGGCUCAUGGUGGAGACUGAGAACAAGCUCAACAUCAUCCACAAGUUCAUAUGGGACAAAUAUUCCAAACAGUUCCUGGAGCUAGAUUCACCGGUGCCCAACCGAACUGUCAAUGAAUUGGGGAAUUCCCUGGAUAAAUGCAAGAACAACAAGAACGUGCAGCAGAUCUUGACCAAUGCCACCAUCACAGUGGCCAGCAUGACGGCCUCCACCACCCAGGGGCAGCAGCUGUCAGAGGAGGAGCUGGGCAGGAUUGAGGAUGUGUGUGGCCUGGCACUGAGCAGGGCCAAGCUGCUCAUCUACGAGUAUGCAGAGUUCUGCAUGUCCUUCAUCGCCCCCAACCUCUCCCUCAUCCUCGGGGCCUCCUUGGCUGCCAAGAUCAUGGGGGUGGCAGGGGGACUGACCCCGCUGUCCAAGCUGCCGGCCUGCAACCUCCUCUUGCUGGGGGCCCAGUGCCGGACACUGUCCGGUCUCUCCUCUACCUCCAUCCUGCCCCACACCAGCUUCAUCUACCACAGCAAUGUCGUCCGAUCCCUGCCUCUGGAUUUGAGGAGAAAAGUGGCACGGCUCGUGGCAGCCAAGUGCAUACUGGCAGCCAUGGACAGCUUCCAUGAGAGACAGGACAGGAAGGUGGGCUGUGGGCUGAAGGAGGAGAUCAAGCCCAACUCAAAGUGUCAGGAGCCCGCCCCAGUGAAGCUGCUGCCGGUGCCGCUGGACAGGCUGAGGGUGAAGAGGGAGGGCUGGCAGUACCAGAAGAUGAAGGAACACUUGGAGCUGAUGCAGAUCCACAAACAGGCCAACAGGAUGAACGUCUGGGAGAUUGAGGAUGACCCCUACCAGGAGGACCUCAGGUUCAGCCUGGGCUACCUGGGCAAGGCCAGCAAUGGCGAUGUACGCCAAACCCAGGUCAACGAGGCCACCAAGGCCUGGAUCAGCAAAGUCCUGCAGAGGACCCUGCAGAAGCAGAGCGUCAUCUAUGGGGGCAAUUCCACAAUCCGGGACCACAGUUCAGGCACGGCCCCGAGCGUGGCCUUCACUCCCCUGCAGGGGCUGGAGAUCAUGAACCUGCAAGCAGCAGAGAAGAAAGAGGCUGAGGCCAGCCUGAAAUAUUUCUCCAGCAUGGCCAAGUUUCUCAAGGUCAAGGGGAACAAAAAUGGGAACCCCAUUCCCCUGACCCCACUGAGAUACCCAAAUCCCACCCUGCAACCUCCAAAUUCUUGA